GCGAGUUAAAACCGGGAUGGAAAUUGAAUAUGAGUCGCUGUCUGAACACAUGCAACCAUUAUUUCUCCAAGCCAGACUCACUUCAACAUGACUCGCUCUCGUCUACAGCAUCCUCCUCUGUGAGGUGGGCUCUUUGAGGCGUUUCUGAGAACACGGUAUCACCUGACUACAUCUACCUGGCAUCGGCUUAUUAAGAACAGACGAUGAUGAUAGAGGAGGAUGAAGCGGAGGCUCAUCAGGUGGAUAUGGAGUCGGAUUUGGUCAGCAGACCUCGCUCGUGCAGCUGGACGAACGACUUCUCGUGUGAGCUGAACGCGGAUCUGUCGCUUAAUCUCUCCAUAUUUAAAGUAGAUUCGGGUCAUGUUCAAUCACCGGCGUGCAGGAGGAGGAUGAUGAUGCUGGAUGCCGGAGGAUUUCGCGACUUAGCGGGAGCUGCGUUACGCAAAACCAAGGCGUCCUCCCGGCGGAACGCGUGGGGAAACCAGUCCUACGCGGAGCUCAUCACCCGAGCCAUCGAGAGCACACCCGAGAAGAGACUAACCCUGUCUCAGAUCUACGACUGGAUGGUCCGAUAUGUGCCCUAUUUUAAAGAUAAAGGAGACAGCAACAGCUCUGCCGGAUGGAAGAACUCAAUCAGACACAAUCUAUCCUUGCACAGUCGUUUUGUGCGCGUCCAGAAUGAAGGAACAGGGAAGAGCUCGUGGUGGAUGCUGAACCCUGAGGGGGGAAAGAGUGGCAAGUCUCCACGCCGGAGAGCCACUUCCAUGGACAACAACAGCAAGUUCACGAAGAGCCGCGGACGAGCAGCCAAGAAAAAGAUGUCGAUGCAGGGUGGACUGGACGGUGGUUCUAACAGUCCUGGUUCUCAGUACCCUAAAUGGCUCGGCAGCCCCAACUCUCACAGCAAUGAUGACUUUGAACCCUGGACCACCUUUCGUACCCGCGCCAGCUCUGAUGCCAGUACGCUAAGCGGCCGUCGCUCACCCUUCCUACCUGAGGAGGACGAGGCGGGUGAGGUUCCCAUCGGGUAUCCAAGCACCAAACUGGGCGGCCCCCUCCCCAGCCUGUCCGAAGUGGCGGGUCACCACGGUUCAGAGAACGUGAUGAUGGACAAUCUCUUAGACAACCUCAACCUCAUCUCGCCCAAAAAUAACACCCAGGGCAGCCAAGAUGCCCAAACUGCGUUGUCUUCGCCCAUGAUGCAGGGUAGCCCUGGGUACCCAUCUUACAACUCCCCCAGUAUGGGUCCCCAGCCACAAGUCCAGCAGGACUACCGGAGGUGCCUGUAUGGACAAGCCAGGGUGGGCGGACAGAGCCCCAUUGCCAUACCGACUUUAUCGGACAGUCAACCAGGAGGCUACGGACCCUUCGUGAGUCAGUACAACUGUGCCGCAGGACUGCUCAAAGAGCUGCUGACCGCAGAGGCCGAUCCAAGAGGAGACAUGAUGCAAACUUUAGAGUCAGUGGGGUCUGGAGAAGGGCGACGGGGGCUACCUAGCUAUGCUAGUCAAGGACAAAUGGGACAGGGGGGCAAAAUGAUCACGCAUCCUCACUUGCAUGGGCAUCCACGCUCGCUUCAUCAAUUGCCAUCACCAGGAAUGGGCAUGAACGGCUGUGGUCUGCUGCCCCACGGGCAUCCUGGUCGCCUCGGUAACAUGAAGCUACAACCACACCUGCCUCAUCAUGCUCAACUGGGAAGAGGCGGAGGCGAAGCCAGGAUGCCAAAUUACACCAAUGGCAACGGUUUCCACAGACACGGACCGGGUCUUCAUCACCAUCACAGCCACCCGGAGCGCCUGCCCAGUGACUUAGAUGACAUGUCGAUCGAGCAGCUGGAGUGUGAUGUAGAAACUGUCCUUCACGACACGCUCAUGGACGGCGAUGCUCUGGACUUCAACUUCGACCCCAUGAACAGUCAACAGAGUUUCCCGCAUGGAGUCAAGACCAAUACGCAUAGCUGGGUAUCGGGAUAAACCCCUUAGCUACUCAAAUACAAAUAGAUUGGUGAGGAAGGCUGUUUUUGAAUUUUUUUGUUUUUCAUAUAAUCAUCAUAACAAGUGUGUGUGAACAUAUAUGUAAAUAUGUCAUAGACAUAUAGCAGGUCAAUCAACAGUUGACUGAAGCAGACUGAAUGCUAUAGGUCAGACCAAAAGGUUGCACAAACAAGAGAGAUUUCAAGCUUACAUUUCCUUCAUGUCUGACUCAAUUAUUAAAAGUCUAAAAUACAAAAAUUACAAGUGAAUACAAAACAAAAGUCAAAUGAAUAAAUAUUUUUUGGCAUCAUUGAAGCCCAUCUCCACACAGUUGCGACUUUUCUUUGCUGUGAUUGUUUCUGUCUUGUAAUUCUUUCUUAUUUUUCUGCAUAUCUCUAUAUACCUUGCAAUUCCAAUUUAGUUUUCUCUUAAUUCUGAGUGUAUCUCUAUCACAAUUUUCUAUAGUUGUGAUUAUAUCUCACAAUUCCGUUUUUUUUUUUACUUUCUCGCCUUUUUUACUGAACUACUUUAUUUCUCAUGGUUUUUACUGAGUGUCUUGCAACUCCAAUUUUUUUUCUCCCAAACCUGAAUUUAUUUCUCGCCAUUGUGACUUUCUUUCUCGUAGUUGUAACUGCAAUAGUUAUUCGUCCGACAUGCAUGCACCACCUCCUUCAUUAUUUCAUGUAGUUGUGACUCUAUUUCUCUCAAUUCUGAAUUUCUAACAAUCGUGACUCGAUUUCUUGUAGUUGUGAGUAUAGAUCUCGCAGUUUAAUCCUCCCGAUUCUGAAUUUAUUUCUCACAAUUGUAACUUUAAGCCUUGAAGUUGUGAUUCCAGUAGAUAGUUAAUUGAAACUGAAAUAUUACCACUGUAUGCAUCACCAUCAACUUUUUUUUUACACUUACUUACUGACAUUUCGUCCGAUUCUGAAUUGUAUUUAUUUCUCACAGUUGCAACUUUAUUUCUCGUAAUUGUAGUUAUUCUCGUAUCUCGUAGAUAUUUCUCUGAACUCUGGCUUUAUCUCUUACCACUGCGACUUUGUAUACUUUUUAUAAAAUCGACAAACUUACUGACAUGACUUUAGUUCCUCAUUGCGGUUCUCUCUCUCUCUCUGAAGUGCGUGCAUGCACCUCAUGAACUGUUUACCUCAGUCAGAACUUCAAGGCCAGUGAACGGUCAUUAUUUACUGAUUUACAGUACAUUGUUCCAGUAGACUCCAUGAUUGUCGGGAAUCAUCAUAAUCUGCUUUUUGCUUGUGGUUAGUCCGAGUGUAAAUAUUGAAACGGGCUAAUCAAAAAUGGUCACGUCAAACACUCACAGACAUUUGAGAUUGUUUUGUAUAUUUUUGCCUAUUUGGUCUUUCAGUUUGGCACUGUAGGUCACUAAAACGAAUUCAGGGCAGAUGUGUGUGUCAUAUAAACUGGAGUGCUGUAUAAUGUCUGGUAUAGUGUACAUUAUGGUUAUCUUUUGUCAUUUCAGGGUGCUGAAUGAAUGUGUUUUGUACAGAGAUGUAUAUUUUUGUUCUUCUGAUGGGAUGGUCAAUGAAAUGUUUAUAUUUGUA
Molecule: messenger RNA, 3532 nt
Organism: Puntigrus tetrazona (Sumatra barb)
Lineage: Eukaryota; Metazoa; Chordata; Actinopteri; Cypriniformes; Cyprinidae
Product: forkhead box protein O1-B-like
Exons: 3
Coding region: 204-1973 (589 amino acids)
Biological process (GO): regulation of transcription by RNA polymerase II
Cellular component (GO): nucleus
Molecular function (GO): RNA polymerase II cis-regulatory region sequence-specific DNA binding; DNA-binding transcription factor activity, RNA polymerase II-specific
Source: RefSeq, a predicted model, not a curated record